This is a messenger RNA of Drosophila virilis, 1458 nucleotides long. Lineage: Eukaryota; Metazoa; Arthropoda; Insecta; Diptera; Drosophilidae. The record is from RefSeq and is a predicted model, not a curated record.
GAAAGCAAAACAGCAGCGCGGUCCGCUUCAGGCGAAAGCCGCAACAACGGCGCAUUGGGCAAGGCCCCGGACGCAUCAGCAUAAUCGUUUUGCCGGCGUAUAUAAGCGGGCAGCUGCUUGGAGCUGGUCAUCAGUCGCCUCAUCGGUUUCCAUUCUUCAGCUACGUGAAGUUUCACAGAUUUCGUCCCAAGCAAGAAACUUCCAGCAAUGAAGGUAAGCAGCCAGGCGUCGCCCAACCGGGUUCAAUUCUAAUGCUCAAAUUUCUUCAACAGAUCUUUGUGUGUUUAUUCGCCGCACUUGUUGCCACCAGCUCCGCUGGCAUCAUUGGAGGUGGUGGCGGCGGCGGCGGUGGAGGUUACAGUUAUGGCAUCGGCAGCGGCGGCGGUGGCGGUGGUGGUCAUGGCCAUGGACAUACUGAGGUGCGCACCGUCAAGGUCAUUCACGAAGGCAGCUAUGGUGGUCAUGGCGGUGGUCAUGGCGGCGGCUAUGGCGGCGGUUAUGGCGGCGGUUAUGGCGGUGGUCAUGGCGGGCACGAGGUGAAGACCAUCAAAGUUGUUCACCAGGAAGCACCUGCUUAUCAUGGCCAUGGUGGCCAUCAUCAGGAGGUGAAAACCAUUAAAGUCAUCCACCAGGAAGCGCCAGCUGCUCAUCACAGCUUUGGUGGUCACCAGGAGGUCAAGACUGUGAAGGUUAUUCACCAGGAUGGCGGCUAUGCUUUGGGCGGCGGCGGUUACACCGGCGGAUUCUCUCAUGGUGGUGGACACGAUAUUGGCCAUGCCCAUCAAGAGGUCAAGACCGUUAAAGUUAUUCACGAGGAGGCACCAGUUGCUCAUCACAGCUUCGGUGGUCACCAGGAGGUCAAGACUGUGAAGGUCAUUCACGAAGAUGGCGGCUAUGCUCUGGGCGGCGGUGGUGGCUACGCUGGCGGCUUCUCCCACGGCGGUGGCGAUAUUGGCUACGGUGGCGGUCAUGCCCACCAAGAAGUGAAAACCGUUAAGGUUAUUCAUGAGGAGGCUCCAGCGGUUCAUCAUGACUUCUCGCACGGAGGUGGUCAUCAGGAGGUCAAGACUGUCAAGGUUAUUCAUGAGGAUGGCGGCUAUGCUUUGGGCGGCGGUGGCGGCUAUGCCGGUGGCUACUCCCAUGGCGGCGAUCAUGUCCAUGAGGAGGUGAAGACCGUUAAGGUCAUUCACGAAGAAGGCGCCCCAGCGCCCGUUGCCUCCCACAACGAGUACCUGCCCCCAGUUGCCUCAGCUCCCCAGCCCGGUUACCUGCCCCCCGUCGUUAGCUGGAAGUAAUCCCCUCAACUGUGCCCAGUUGUUCUGUGAUUUGAACUGUGUCAUGACUGUGACCUCCUUUGUUAAAUAGUUUUAGUAGCCCCUUGCCCCAUUUUUUUUUUUUUUUGGAUGAUAUCCAUUAGUUCUUUAAGCGUGAAACACUUUUUUUUCUGUUGAAAAAUAA